UGUCCAGGCUGGUCCACGGAGGCCAGAGGAAAGCGGGGACAGGACCUGCAGUGAAGGCCCAGGAGGCAAGAAAAAAGAGCAAAGGCGCAAGGACUCCAAGCUUCGUUCCCAGAUCAUCAAGGCAGACAGAAUCCGUUCGUCCCCAUGGGCCACCAGGCGCCAUGGUCACACACUUGUCUCCUCUGGACAGCUGUGGCCAUCCUGCUCCUCCCCCCAGCCAUGACCCAGCAGCUGAGGGGGCCUGGCCCGAGCCCCAGCCCCUGGAACCAUAAUGCGGGGCUACCGGGGCCCUCCGAGGACACAUCAGCCGAACUGGGCCACCCGAGUCACGGAGGUGAGAAGGAAGGGCCCCCCCGGGUGAGUGGACGUCACGUCCUGAGCUAUGGGGAAGAGGACAGAGACGUCUCCCAGGAGUAUAGUGACCGGCUCCAAGGUAUAAACAGCGAGGAGGGGACUCAGCAGGAAGGUGGAGAUUUGGUGGGACACGGGCUCCGUGGCCACCACCACCGGGAGGAGGAGGAGGAGGAAGAGGAGGAGGAGGAGGUUGUGUCCAGUGAGCAUCACCAUUACAGCACCAGGCACGCACACCGAAGCCAUGGGGAGGAAGAUGAACAUGAGAAAGGUGGAGAUGCCUCCAGCGAGUAUGGACUCCAGGUCCGCGGACACCGAAGCCACAAAGAUGAGGAUGAAGAUGAUGGCGAUAAUGACGAGGCCUCCAGCGAAUAUGGACUCCAGGUCCAUGGACACAGAGGCCACAAAAAUGAGGAUGAAGAUGAUGACGAUAAUGAUGCCUCCAAUGAAUAUGGACUCCAGGUCCAUGGACACCGAGGCCACAAAGAUGAGGAUGAAGAUGAUGAUGAUAAUGAUGCCUCCAAUGAGUAUGGACUCCAGGUCCACGGACACCGAGGCCACAAAGAUGAGGAUGAAGAUGAUGAUGAUGAUGAUGCCUCCAGUGAGUAUGGACUCCAGAUUCACAGACACCGAGGCCACCGGGAGGAAGAGGAUGAAGAUAUGUCAGAGGAACACCAUCCUCAUGCCCCCAGCCAUGGACAUCAAGGUCACAGAGAUGAGGAAGAUGAGGAUGAGGAUGUGUCCACUGAGCAGUGGCACCCAGUUCACAGACAUCCCCAAGGUCAGGAGGAAGAUGAGGAGGAGGAGGGGCUCUCAGUCAGGUUCAGCCACCCUGUUGCAAGCCACCAGCCCCAAGGCCACGAGAGCCCUGAGCAUGAGGUGUUCCCAGGUGAGCAUAAGGAAGUAGUUUCUGGGCACCAGCAUCAAAGAGUGGCUGAGGAAGACGAUGGGGACCUCUCUGGAAUGCCCAGUCAACAGGCUCCCAGUUCCAGAGAUGAAGGAACAGGUGACAAAGCAUCCAUCAAGGAGGAGAUGAGCCCCCGGUCACAGAGACAUGCAGAGGGUGAGGAGAUCAGUCACUGGAAGGCUAGAGAGUCAACAGAGGAAGAAGACAAGAAGGGAGAAGAAGAGGAAGAAGAGGAGGAAGACUCACAGCAGAGGGAAGAAUCCCACCAGGACCGCCCAGAGCAAGAGGAUGAGGAAGAUGAGGACGAUGGAGGCCACGGUGUCAGCUUGAGCCAGGAGGAAGAGGAGGAGGAAGAGCUGGGGGAGAGGAAGCAAGAGAGGGCAGAGGUUGUGGCCCCCCUUAGCUCUUCCCAUCAGGAGGAGGAAGAUGAAGAGGGGCUAGAGGAAGACCAGUUCCCAUUCACUAUCAUCCCCAACCCACUAAGUGCUCGGGAGGUGGCUGGAGAGAGUGCCAGUGAGGAGGACGAUGGUGAAGACACAGAUUCACAGGAUGCCCAGGAUUAUGGGAACUACCAGCCAGGGUCCCUGUGUGGCUAUUGCUCCUUCUGCAAUCGAUGCACAGAAUGUGAGAACUGCCACUGCGACGAGGAGAACAUGGGUGAGCACUGCGACCAGUGCCAGCACUGCCAAUUUUGCUAUCUCUGCCCGCUGGUCUGUGAAACCGUCUGCACUCCAGGAAGCUACGUCGAUUAUUUCUCCUCGUCCCUGUACCAGGCUGUGGCGGAUAUGCUGGAACCCCGGGAACCCUGAGCCGGCUGCGCAUCCGCAGCGCACGUCCCUUCCCACGGACCCUAUUUAUUUUUCGGAAUAAACGAGCUCCCCGGAAGCGUUA
Sorex fumeus (smoky shrew) is the source of this 2149-nucleotide messenger RNA. RefSeq names its product histidine rich calcium binding protein (gene HRC). The transcript is spliced from 6 exons. Bases 145 to 2067 code for a protein of 640 amino acids. Gene Ontology annotation, molecular function: calcium ion binding. The record is from RefSeq and is a predicted model, not a curated record. Lineage: Eukaryota; Metazoa; Chordata; Mammalia; Eulipotyphla; Soricidae.